UCAGACAAGCAUCUCUCAGGCUUGAUAGAAGAAGAGCUGCUCUUCAGACUCAGCGCUGCAGUUGUCCAAGUUCAGGCAUGAUGAAAGGCAUUAUUCCCAAGAACAAAACCAAAGGUACUGAUUUCUGCGGAGUGAAAGAUUACUAUUUCAUAAUCCGCUCUGAUCUCGGUUGCUAUAUGCAGUCAAGUAAUUUCAAUAAAGGUUUAGACAUCACUAUUUUCAGUCUGCACCCUGCCUGCCAAAAUGGAGAUCAUUACCUUGGUCAUCAGGAUGGCUACUUCUACAUCAUCAAGGGCGAUUCUUAUCGCAUGGUCACCGAUCUGUCUACAGACAGCGGUGCUGUAGUUUACAGCCUUCAUCCAAACUGCCAGGGUGGAGACCACUACCUCUCAGCCCUUGGCAAUUUUUACAUUAUCUUCCAAGGUAAGGGCACUUACCGAAAAACAACAAACUUGAAUCAAGACACGGAUGCUGUAGAAUACGACCUGCAACCCAACUGCAGAGAUGGUCUGUAUUACUGGGGCCUCCCAAACCACUGCUACUUCCUCAAGCCAGUCUUAGAGUGGGGAGUUGAGUACUGCAAAGGAACAAAAUUCCACGAAGACGAGUGUGUCGAUGUCUAUUCUGUUCAUCCCGAUGUUAUUAACUUCCUGCCUGGUGGCCUGUCAGUAACUAAAGGCCCAGCAUUUGGCAUUUGGGAGAAUAUUAAAACAAUAACUAAUGACAGCAAUACACCAGUGACAUGGCAAAAGAGAAUUAAUAAAAAGGUUGGAUAUAAUAAGGAGAAAAUGUCCAAGAUCACGCACAACUGGAAGAUAGCCACGUCAGCCUCAACUGAAUCUGGAGCCCUUUCAGGGUUAAUUGUGAAGUGUCAGUUCUCCUUUUCUGCAGAAUAUGGAGGUUCUCAUGUCAGCACUGAAAACGAAAGCUGGAACGAAGCGACUGAAGUGGAUGAACAACUCUCAUUUGAGCUGAAGCCAAAUGAAAGUUUAUAUCUGUGGCAGUACAAACUGGGUCUUGGACAAGAAUCAGUGUUGUUCUGCCGUGAUUUGAUGAUUGAUGAUGAGCCUAACCCUCCAGCUGAAAUCCCACUGCCACCUGCACAAACUUGAACAAUUAUCAGCACAAUUUAACUACAACAG
Cyprinus carpio (common carp) is the source of this 1142-nucleotide messenger RNA. RefSeq lists its product as uncharacterized. The record is from RefSeq and is a predicted model, not a curated record. Lineage: Eukaryota; Metazoa; Chordata; Actinopteri; Cypriniformes; Cyprinidae.